GGGAGGGUCUAGAUCUAGAACUGUUUUUUAGGAGAUCUGUGAUCUUCCUGGCAGACCUGAAGGCUAGCUGUGUGAAGGGGGGAGGAGUGGAGGAGAGGAGGGCGGCAGGCUGACCACASUGGUCUACCUCUUCCUGAAAGCAACGCCGCUCAGAGAGACAGGAAGUAGAGACACACAGAAAGAGGGGAGGGGGAAAGAAAGAGUCAGAGAGAGAGAGAAUACUUUUUCUGUCACCAAACUUUUUGAAAACUAGAGUGUGAAAAAUAAAGAUAGAGAGGAACACAGUGUGAGAUAGAAAAAGGAGAUUGAGAACGGAUCCAAGGACAUGGAGGAGUUCUCAGCCUACCAACAUGGAUCGUUCCAGUGGAGUUGUGUGUAACUGACGGAGGGGGUUGCUUUGAAGACGGACUUUAGGAAAGAGUUUGGAGUCCGAACGACAGAAUGAUCAAAACAGCUGUUCUCUCUCAGGAGACCGGAGCAUCUAMUGGGGUGAAUGCUGAGCCUCGCUCCCCACCUAGAACCCCCCUCACCCCUACCUUAUCUUCAGGAUCAACAGCACUAUUCCCCCCUCCCAGACCUGCCCUCUCCUCAGGACCACCCCUGAUGGCUCCUCCGACUCUCCCUUCCAAACCCUCCCCACCCCCUGACCCAACUCCCCCUGACCCAACUGACCCAACUCCACCUGUCUACCUGGACUCCCCCCCCCUCCUCCCUUCACCCCUCAUACCCUCCUCACCCUCCUCACCCACACCGCCCCUUCAUUCAGCUUCUGAACCACUCCCUUCUCAAAUUGACUUGGCCAUUGAUGCCACUGACACAACUGAUGUCCCCAAUGCCGCUGUCCCUAAGGAAUGUACUCCCCCCUUAUCCAGAACCCUAGUCCUCGAUGUCCCGGACAUCUCUACUUCCACCCUUGUCACAUCACUACCCCCUCAAGUCUUAGAGACCUCAACUCUCCCACUCCCCACACCCCUGGUACCUGAUGUCCCAGAGACAUCUACUCCUCCCCUCCCCACACCAGUACCCCCUCAAGUCUCAGAGCCCUCUACACUCCCCCUUCCUGACAUCCUGGAUGUCUCUGCUCCUCCCCUCCCCUUACAUAUGUCCUCUUUAGUCCCAGAACUCUCCUCUUCAGAACUAACCCUACCAGCACCUUCAUCUCAGCCGGUCCCAAAGCCCUCAUCUAUGCUCAUCUCUGCUCCCACUGUAGCUCCCAUCUCAAAACCCUCCUCACUUCCUAUCUCUUCUCCCCACGUACCUCCUAUAGCAAAACCCCCUCUGUCCACUCCCCCCAUUCCUCCUCUCUCAAAACCCUCUGUACCUCCGUCUCCCCGUGUUCCUCCUUUCUCAAAGAUCUCCUCACCCCCUCUUCCUAGACCCUCAGCACGUCGAAAACUCUCUGGUCCACCCCAGCCGAGACCCCCCGUAUCUCACCCUCACUCGAUAGCCAAACCCUCCUCUCCAGCUCUCCCCAGACCCCCACUUCUAUCCAUGAAGUCCUCCUCCCCCCCUCUACCCUCCCCACUAGUCCCUCUAGCUCCAAAGCCCGCCCCAGCUUCGGCCUCAUCACCAGCCCCAUCUCCAACCCAAGCCACAGCCCCACGACCUAGCAUCAGUAUCCUGGAAAAACUGAUCAAAACUUGCCCGGUGUGGUUGCAGCUGGGUAUGGCCCAGGAGAGGACCACACUCAUACUGAAGAAAGAAAUCCCUGGGAUAUUUUUAGUGCGUAAAAGCCCUGACCAGAAAUCCAUGGUGCUGUCAGUAUGUGUAUCUGACAAGCAGGAGGACCUUCAGGUCCAGGAUGUUCUGAUUAAGGAGGAGAAGUCACGUGAGUAUCCUAACCAGAGAAGGUCUAUAUAGGGUUAGGAUAAAUCCAGGCUUGUAACUGGAUCUAUCCUAACCCUAAGCCUCAACAGUCUCCCACUGAAAUGUCUGUGUCCUGUCCUCAGAUCCUGGUGAACAGUCUGUGGUAAAAAGGUAUGGGGACUAUCUGUGUUACAGCCAUCAGUCCUGCUACGCCAUCCAUCAAUCCACACACAGAACACAUGAUGCUAGCCCAUCCAUCAAUCCAAACACAAAACACAUGAUGCUAGCCCAUCCAUCGAUCCAAACACAAAACACAUGAUGCUACCCCAUCCAUCAAUCCACACACAGAACACAUGAUGCUAGCCCAUCCAUCGAUCCAAACACAAAACACAUGAUGCUACCCCAUCCAUCACACCACAC
Molecule: messenger RNA, 2226 nt
Organism: Salvelinus sp. IW2-2015
Lineage: Eukaryota; Metazoa; Chordata; Actinopteri; Salmoniformes; Salmonidae
Source: RefSeq, a predicted model, not a curated record